AUGGCUUCCAUACGUACUUCUCCACGUACCCAUUCCAAAAGCAAAGGCAUUUUCACUGACAAGUCAAGCAGUCUUGAAGAGACACAUAAUCAGUUAAGCCACAAGGCCUCAUGGGAUAGUGACUCAAUCCGAGUUUUCCUGCAGUUGAUUACAAAUGAGAUUACUAAAGGAAAUUGCCUAUUCCUAGUCCUCAGCCAAGCAAGGUACAAGUCCUUGGCAAGGAAAUUUGGGAUAAAAACUAGAAAAAAACAUGGACUGAAACAGUUGAAGAAUAAGUACAUGAGUUUGAAAAAAGAGUGGCAAGCGUGGAAAAAGUUGAUGGAUUCAAGCAAAGGAGUGUCAAGGAUAGGGUUUAACUGUGACACCAGAAAAAAAACUUUGGAACAUCAUGAGUUGAUGGAGACGGUCUUCAUGAGGGCAUCAACUACUGGUAAGCACCAUUGGAUCCCGGGAGAGAAACUUCCUGAAGCUGUUGAUGACUCAUCUGAUUCAGUGCAUAGUUUGGGAGCCCAGCCAUUUGCUGAUCCGAUACCCGCAGGAGUACAAGACGUGGAUUCAGAUUCUUCACUGGAGCAUGUUCCGAUUGUAAAGGGAAAAAGGAGAAAGACGCCAUCAACAAGUGUUUCAAAGUCGAAGAAGGCAACAAGUUGA
Camellia sinensis is the source of this 651-nucleotide messenger RNA. The record is from RefSeq and is a predicted model, not a curated record. NCBI's taxonomy places the organism in Eukaryota, Viridiplantae, Streptophyta, Magnoliopsida, Ericales, Theaceae.